Cherax quadricarinatus is the source of this 3810-nucleotide messenger RNA. NCBI's taxonomy places the organism in Eukaryota, Metazoa, Arthropoda, Malacostraca, Decapoda, Parastacidae. The record is from RefSeq and is a predicted model, not a curated record.
ACCGUGGUUCAGCAACAGCUGACUGGUACAGCAGCAGCUGACCGUGGUGCAGCAACAGAUUGUUAGCUAGGAUGAUAUCACUGAAUAAUUCUGUUCGUGUGUCUGGAGAAGAGCCAGACCCUGCACGGGAAGAAAGGUCUGGUCGUGUUCGUGAAGUUGGAAGUCAGGCUGUGUGGUCAUUAUCCUCUUGUAAACCAGGGUUUGGUGUAGAGCAAUUACGUGAUGAUUGCCUAGAUACAUAUUGGCAGUCAGAUGGUCCUCAACCUCACCUUGUCAAUAUACAGUUUCGCCGCAAAACAACCAUACAGGAUGUAUGGAUAUAUGCUGAUUAUAAAGCUGAUGAAAGCUACACUCCCAGUAGAAUCUCCAUUCGCUGUGGGACUCAUUUCAAUGAUCUCCAAGAAAUUGAAGUGGUAGAUUUGCACGAACCAACAGGAUGGCUUCUCAUUCCUCUGAAGGAUAUACAUGAGCGUCCCAUCCGCACCUACAUGGUCCAGAUUGCAGUACUAUCAAACCAUCAGAAUGGAAGAGAUACACACAUGCGACAGAUAAAGAUUCAUUCUCCUGUUGAAGAUAAAGCUGUUGCUGUGGAAAGUGUGGGGGCAUUUACAUCAUCUGCAUUCAAACGAUACAGCUGCAUUAGAUGAUAUCCUUUUGGUGUAAAGCCUAGUUUAUAUUUUAAUUAUCUUUGUACAUGAAUUUAUAUGUUUAGUUUUCUGUGCUUCCAUGUAUAUAAUUUAUCUGUAUUUUAUAACUGUUUCUGUACCUUGUGCUUAAAAAGGUACAGCUAUGACUUACCAUUUCAUGAGUGAUCCAUGACCAACAAGUCAUAAGAAAAUUUGUUGAAAAUACAGGGGAAUGCAAGUCAGUCAUAAGCAGGGGUCACCUAUAUAGUUGAAUUACAUAUUUACAAUGUUCUUGUUGAGCUGGUUCUUCCCUCAAAGGUGCCCUAAUUCCUUGAAUUAAGCCUGAAUGCCUUCCAUCAUCCAACAUCCACACAGGCUUUGUAUAAUCCCUACAGGUUUAGUGCUCCCCCAUAAUAAUAAUUCCCUUAAGGUCUUGAUGCCAGUGAAGAGCUCUUGAUCUAAAAGAACUGAAGUUGCCUUCCCUUGUCUUGGACCAAAUCUGCUUGCCUCUUAUUCUCUCAGGCAGUGUGUGUGGCCCUUUCAAGUUUAGUGCUCCUCUUAUAAAUAUAAUAAUCAACUUGUCCUUAAAAAAGAAAAAAAUUGCAGUCUAUUUUGUUGACCUGCAACACUAAAAAGGAGGGGGCAAGGAAAAAAAAAAAAAGUCUUACUAUUAACGCUGCAUAUUAGACACCAUAUAAAUAGACAUCCCAUGGAAAGGUGUUAACUACAUAUUUUUUUUUCUAGCACACUGCCCAUAUCCCACUGAGGCAGAGUGACCCAAAAAGAAAAACAAAAGUUUUUCUUAUUAAAUUUUGUAAUUUAUACAGAAGGGGUUACUAACUUCUUUCUCCUGGCACUUGGUUGCCUCUUACAACAUGAAUGGCCUAUGAAGGAGGAAUUAUUUUCCACUUCCCCAUGGAGAACACUAUGUAAUAUUCUGCAAAAAUUAUCAGGUCAUGUUGACUGUUAAAACAAAUUUUGGUAAAUUCUUCUGUCCAUCACAGAGCAAUGACUUCAUUUUCAACCUCUUUCAGUUCUUUGACAUGGUUCUCUCUCCUUCUCCUCUCAGGUAUGUUCCUUUUAAUACGAGUUGGCAAGCUAUGUGUGGGACCUUUUGAGGUACAGUACCUUGAUGCCAGUGAAGGGCUUUUUAUUCAGCUGAAACUAAUGUACCUCCCUCUCCUUGGAUGGAAUCUGAUCUCCCAUUCUCCAGGUUUAGUGCAGUCCUGACCCUUCCACAAAUAUAAUUUGUGUGGAUAACGGAUAACAUUUUGCUUAAUUUGUCAUUUGUGGCAAGCAAACUGCCAUUUCAUUGUGGGGGAUGCCAGGGCUAUUGUCCAAAAUACAUACAUAUAGUAUAUAUUUUUUCAACACAUUAGCCAUAUCCCAUUGAGGCAGCAUGAUCUAAAGAGGUAAAAAAAAGUUUUCCUUUUUAAAUUUAGUAAUUUAUAUGGAAGAAAGGGUUGCUAGCCCCUCAAAAUAUAAUUAUUUCUGUUAUAUUCAUGAGGUAUCACUAAACCCAUAGGAGUUAGUGCUUGUAGAAUGAGAGAGAGUCCAACUUGAACUAAGAAUGGAAACCACUCAAGGGAGAUUCCUUGAUGUCGGCAAGGGGUUCUUGAUCCAAGGAACUGGGCAUGAUCGGGAUUGAACCCCAUUUCCUCAGACUUUUUGUAACCCCUGCAGGUUUAGCACUUCUCCAUACACACAAUAAUAAAGGGAAGGGUAGAUCCAGUUAACUGGAUCAAGAGCCCUUUGCCAUCAUCAAAGCACCCCUCUUGAAGGACAUAAGAGAUUAUAAGUUUUAAAGGAGAGGUUUUGGAAUAUUUGCAGUUUGGAGGGGUAUGUUAUAUAUCUUUAUAUAUGUUUCUAAACUGUUGUAUCUGGGUGCCUCUGCAAAGACAGUGAUUAUGUGUGAGUGAAGUGAAAGUGUUGAAUGAUGGUGAACGUAUUUUUCUUUUUGGGUCACCCUUCCUCAAUGGGAGACAGCCGACUUGUUGGGAGAAAAAAAAAAAGUUUUGAAUACCUGAAAGGAACUUAAUUCAAAGAAUUGGAUCUGUACUUGCUCUCUCUUAAUCAAACCUGAAUGCUUCUGACACCCGCAAGCUCUAUAAUGACCUUUACUGAUUUAGCGCUCCCCAUAAAUGUAAUACAGCCUCUCCUCAACGAUGGAGUUCCAUUCCUAAUAUGGCAUCAGUAAACGAUUUCAUCGCUAAACAAGGAGCAUACUAUAAUGGUAGUGAAUUUAUGUCGACCAUCUUUGAUACUGCAUCAAUGUCACCCUUGCACCAUUUCUAAUAUUUUUAGUAUAUUUUUAAAUGUUUAUACAGUAGUGUACAGUAUAUUGUAAUAAACAAAAUAGAGGAACUCAGCUCUUAAUAUACAUUAUUUAGGUAUGCAUACUGGUCAGAGAGCCCGUCGUAAGUCCGAGUCAUCGGUAAAUAGUACGUUGCUAAGUGACAAGGGGCUGUAAUAAACAGGAAUUUACUGGAUUGAAUUUCAGGUAUAUGUACUUAAAUAUUUUAAUAAAGAUAUAGUCUAUGCAACAGUCAUCCAAAAGAUAUAAAUCUGUAUCUUUGCUCUUUAUAUAGUUUAAAUUGCAAGCAUGAUGAAACGUGCAGAAUAGUUCCUAAAUACUACUUGUUAAAUGUUAGUUGUAACAGUGCUAUAUAAAAAUCUAUAUUUACUUCUUGAGGGAGCACUAUAUACAAAGUGGUCAUAAAGUGCAUUGGGGAAUGGGAAGUGAUCAGAUUCAAACCAAGGAAAGGCAGGGUAACUUCAAUUCUGUGGAUCAAGAACCCUUCACUGGCAUCAGGGCACUUCCCAUGAAGAGUAUAGAUCUAAAUGCAAGGACAAAAAAAAAAUAACUAAAAUACUUUAUUUAUUUUACAUUAUUUACAUAAAAUUUAUAGUGUAAUAAUUUUCUACACAUAUACAAAGAAAUAAAACCAUGUUACAUGGUAAAUAAUUCAUUGUUAAUAAUUGUACAGAAAACUAAAGAAUGAGUUAUGUAUAUAUGCUAUGUAUUAAAAAAGAAUUAUAAAUAAGACAUACUUUGCACAUUUCAUUAUUCAGUCAUUAGUAAAGAUAUGGCAAACUGUCCUUUCAUGCUCUUAAAAAAUGUACAUCAAAAUGUUGUCUGAGAGGUAUGCAAUGCAAAAUUUAGAAAAUAAAAAUGAACUCUUGC